UAAGGGUUUAAACAUAUUCAGGGGGAUUCAAAACUCUCCCUCUCUCUAAAUUCACCAACCUGAACUCAGUUUCAGGAUUCCAAGAAAGUCCCGAUGGAUCUCAAGGAUACUACCAGUGAAGGCAGCCUGCAGCCAUCCAGCAUCCAGAUCUUUGCCAACACAUCCACCCUCCAUGGCAUCCGGCACAUCUUUGUAUAUGGGCCCCUGACCAUCCGCCGCGUGCUUUGGGCUCUGGCUUUCAUGGGCUCCUUGGGCCUGCUGUUGGUGGAAAGCUCGGAGCGCAUCUCUUUCUACUUCUCCUACCAACAUGUCACCAAGGUGGAUGAAGUGGUUGCCCACAGCCUGGUCUUUCCCGCCGUGACCGUCUGCAACCUCAACGGCUUCCGCUUCUCCCGCCUCACCACCAACGACCUGUACCAUGCCGGGGAGCUGCUGGCUUUGCUCGAUGUCAACUUGGACAUACCCAAUCCACACCUGGUUGACCCCACCGUAUUGGAGGCCCUGAGGGAGAAGGCCAAUUUCAAGCACUACAAACCCAAGGUCUUCAGCAUGCGAGAGUUCUUGGAGCGCGUCGGACACGACCUGAAGGAUAUGAUGCUCUAUUGUAAGUUCAAGGGACAGGAGUGUGGCCACCAGGACUUCACCACCGUGAGUAACUUGGUUUUCACUUCUUUUGGAGUUUUUCCUCCCCUGGUCAUGAAAGAGACCUGGGGAGCUCAAAGAACUUGGUUUUGAGGUCCGCCAUUACACCAGAGCAGGGCAGCAGGCCACUCUUAGAGCAAAGGCCAUAAGCAGGGACAGGCUGGUUGGACGGCUGGCUGAGUUUGCCAAUGAGCAGAUUUGUGGAAAGGAGAUCGGUCUGCUGAGUCCCAGUGUUCUGUUCGGAGUCACGGAGUCUAUGCAGAAGGGAGCUGGAGGUCAGAGGACCCCAGCCUGCCCGAGGAUCUCUGUGACAUUGCGUCCCCGGCUCUGUGGAGUUGGCCUUCUACCCUCCUGAUGGGCAUGAGUCCUGAGCUAGCUAGUCCAGGAGCCCUUUGGUGUCUGAGGAAUAGUGCUUCAGUGGUGCUGAGUGUUGGCUCUCUCUCUCUCUCUCUGCUCGGAAGCCGUCAGGAGGCAGCAGGCACAGGCAGAAUCAGCUGGAGCUUCUAGGCAUGGGGGUAGGGGAAGCAGUGGGCGAACAGGGAAGGAGGUGGCCUGGUGAUGAGGGGAUGGUUCAUGGGGCAUCUCUGACUUGGGGCGAAGAUGGUGCUGAGAUGUUGAGAAAUCCAAGGGUCCUUGGCUUUCUUGUCUGCAUGGAAUUUUGAGUUUGUUGUGGGGGGAGAGGAGAGGACAGGAAAAGAGAGGAAUGGAGAGAAGGAAGAAGAGGAGAGAGAAGAGAGAGAAGGGGAGGACAGGGGAAAGGGCAGCCGGUUCUCCCUCUCUUUGCUGCAAGGUUCAAAUAGAGGCUAUCCUCCAGUACAUUUGGAGAGAAUUUCCAGACAUGGACUGCACUGAGGGAUGUUCACUUUAGAUGUCUGCUGAGGGUGGAGUAGCUCUGGCUGGUCCCGGAGCUCAGUCUGGUGCCUCUGUAUGUACUGUAAUGUGACAACGUGAUAGCAAGAAGAGAAAAGAAAAAGCGGUGGGCUUUGAAAACAGGUGCUGGACUGAGGAAGAGUACAGACCUGAACAGGGUAGAAAGUAGAGGGGGGUGUUUCUCAUAUUCAGGCAGGUGAUUGCUGGAGGGGGUGGAGGGAGGCAGGGAUGCUCCAGAGGGGGAAGUAGAUAUGAGGGAGGA
Messenger RNA from Sarcophilus harrisii (Tasmanian devil), 1774 nucleotides. RefSeq names its product acid-sensing ion channel 2-like. Gene Ontology annotation, molecular function: ligand-gated sodium channel activity. Bases 94 to 735 code for a protein of 213 amino acids. The transcript has a single exon. Lineage: Eukaryota; Metazoa; Chordata; Mammalia; Dasyuromorphia; Dasyuridae. Gene Ontology annotation, biological process: sodium ion transmembrane transport. Gene Ontology annotation, cellular component: membrane. The record is from RefSeq and is a predicted model, not a curated record.